UACUAUAAGGAACGGAGAGAAACUAUCAAGGUACCUGCUGUUUUUCGUAUUUUACAUAAACAAUAUAGAUUUAUUAUUAGUGUAUGAACCAGUAGUUGUCAUUGACAGCACGAGAGUGAUCUGGCAUGGGGGGUGCCAGAUGGGUCUUGCCGGCAUGGGUAAAAUAACCGGAAACGCCAGUCCGAUAUGCAAGAAGCAGUUUUCUUAUCCAGACUGAAUGUCUAGUUCAUUUAAUUUCAUUGGUAUCCAAUCACUUAGACAUCUCCUUAAAUUUCGCGCGCGAUACGACCUAUGAAUUUGCUAGGACAAUUUUUAUGUAUUAAGUGUAAGAAAAAAGAUACUAGUCUUGUGAUUUUUUUGUUGAGAAAUGAUAUGGCUUAUUGCUGACAUAAGAUAUAAGAUAUAAGAUGAUGAUAUAAGAGCGAGUGACCUGCACUUCACUUAGUUGCAACCUUUGGUGAUUUAAAUAGAGUAACCAAAGAUAUCAGCAAUCUGUAUGUGCAUGCCAUAUGCCGUUAAAUAGGGAAGGGGAGACUUGCACUUUUCCCUAAACUGUCCGGCCCUAAGUUUGAAUACUUUUCCCAAAUUUCAAAGUAUGAGUUUAUUUGAAUCGCGGAAAUGUCUAAAAUUACUUUCAGUAUGAUAUAUCACAAACUAUGAGUGUAUACUUAUUAUACAGAUGAAAUUGAACAAAGGUGUUCAUUGUGAAAAUACGACAUUUGAUACAAGGUUGGUUUGAUGCGGGAGCCUUGGUGAAAAUAUCAAUAACAAACAGAUUUUUGUUAAACAAUGUAAUACUGUUCAUGUUUGUAAAAUGUGACCGAAAAUUAAAAAGAAAAUAAAGCAAGCGACAUUAAUGUUAGAUCCUUUUUUUAGAACUACUUAAGCUUUAUAUUUGAAUUUGAAAAAACAACAACAUAAUUUACCACAUAAGUAUCUUAAAAUAUUUCGUGACACUUGUGAAUAGUUUUUCAGAUUUUUUCUUGGAUUUUGUUUUCUUAUUUUGAAAAUGACAAACAAACGAAAAUUUAUUGUAAAUCACACAAAGAAAGGAGGAAUAGAUGUUUCUAAAUGGUUACUUAUUUCUGGAAGCAUUUUGUGCGGUGUAACGAUAGUAACGGCGGUCCUAGCCGUGACUUUGCCAUACUGGAUAUACGUAAGCGAUGUCAUGGAGACAACUGUUGCUGGGCUAACAGAUGAUACGGAUGUGACGUAUUUCUACGGGUUGCUAAGAUACUGUUUAAGGAUGAAGGCAACGCAUCUCGACACAGAUGAAUGCAAUUCAAAAGAUUACGCUUCGUUAAAUUACUGGGAGAAGACAACAUUGCUUACAUUCAUAGUGUCCGUAUUGCUGAGUGCCGUUGCCAUCAUGCAGGUGAUUUUCAACCUCAGAUGUUGGAACAAAGUUUUCCUACUCAUUUCAGCCACAGUCUCGGCGCUUGCGGCAGGUGCGUGUCAAGCUGUUGGAGUGUCCCUGUAUCAGAUGAAAGCCUCGGUACUUGUCCUUGAUAUAGGAGGUCUUACGACAGCUAGUUUCGAACCCGAGUUCUUCAGUGUGGCUUUCUGGUUCGGCUUUACCAGUGCAGCUGGCUCUUUGAUCGCUGGCCUGCUUCUUAUGCUGGGAACGUUCACGUGGAAGAAACCGAAAAUAAUGCGCAAGAAUAUAUACAAGACAACUGUGAGAGCUCCACGAUGCCCAUACAAAGGUCGAAGGCCUGCCGUCAUCUCCAUUACACAAAUGUGAACUUUCUUGGAUUGAAAUUUGUAUAAAUGAUUAAAUGAAACAUUUUUAACAUAUAUAAAAAUAAUACUCUCGUGGCGUGAUAAUAAAAUACCCAUUAUCUGAACGAAAACUUAAAAGAACCGACUUUUGAUAGAUUUUAAGACAAACAUGUCUUAGUUGAACUGAAAUGACAAUCGGCAAAUUCUGUGUGAUUACUUGAGAACAAUCGGAGAUUGCCGGAAUACCUACUCGGACGGAAAAUAUCAUUCACUACAAUUGAAAACAAAUAUUUGAAAAGUUUUAAACGGAUGGCAAUAAGUUUAUAAAAUAACACUAAAGGCACUGACCUCUAGAUCGUACGCAACAAAAAAGAAAUUUUUUAGAUUUCAGAAAAUUAUUGCUGUAUUGCUUAAGAGGGCUUUGAAAUUUAGUUACUUAUGGUAUAGAAACUCAUAUAAGUCUGAGUCGUUUUUACUAAUUUUUCCAUUCAGAAUUGAAUAGCUCUUGUAACGAGGUACCGGAGGUCACCUGCUUUAAUUAUAAAGGUUUAUAUUUAAAGACCGUUAAGUACGUAUUCCUCCGUGGUGAGUCGGUCAAGAACGCGGGAAAAGUUGUAUUGCCGCGGCGGCCCUGGUUCUAUUGCCAACUCGGGCAUGUUUGUCUCUCCUGAGAUUGUUUAAAAACAAAAAAAUUCAUGUUUCAAAGUUAAUAAUAUGACCAAACUUCAGUUCUAAAGACAGAUCAUUUUUGGCCAAAAUUUGGAUGUCAUCGCCUGGAACCUUACCAGAUUCCUAGCUUCUGUAAUAGUAUUGACCAUUUCUAGCACGUAACUGACAACGUCUUCAUUGGACGAAUGACUGGAAACACUUUCUUUUUCAUUCAUAUUCAUUGUGACUACAGAGCCAUUAUAUUUUUGUUCUGAUAAAUAAAACUAAAAAAUGAAAUAGACUGAAAUUUUCAAUGAAUGGAUGAAUACGUUUGUUUAAAUAUGGGUUGCGUGCUGGCUACAUAUAAAUAACAAGGACCAUUUGUUCAACUCGUAAAUGUUUGAAAGUUUAUAGCAAAUACAUGAAAUACAAUAUUUGAUUAAUAGGUAUAAAUGUUGAAUAUUUAGAUGUUGGAAAAUAGUCAGGAAAACAGUUUGGGUUGGGUUGGGUUUUUUGGUAUGUUUUAAGGUUUAAUAUAUCGAUCUAUCUUAAAAUCAGUUGAAACUCGUAAUUUGAACAAACGAAAGGUAUUGAAAUAAAUGGGUGUAAUUAUAGCAAUAUGAAGCGAUCGUGGUAUUGGGAAGGUCUCGAGUGAAGUAUAUACAUACACCCUUUAGUUCAAAUACUUUCUUGACAUAAUCAAUAAAGAAGCAAACAAUCGGAUCGUUCAACCCGUAUCAGAUUUCAGUUGUUUAAUUAUGUUAUAGAUUUACAGGACCAAAAAUAACUUUGUGAUGAUUUGUGUAUGCCAGUUUAUUGUAGCUUAGGAACAUCGUAAUUUAACGUUUUUACUAAUACUGGUUAACCAUUACUUAAUGCGAAAUGAAAGUGACAGUAGGAAUAUUUUAGUGGUGUAUGUUUUAAGUGUGUCUGAAAAAGUAACUAAAUAGAGUAAUAUAAUGUUAAUGUGUUUGAAAUAAUUUUGUAAUGCCACCAACGGACAAGUCAAAAACUUACACCGGGGUAGGAGCCGGCGCCUCAGGUGUUAGCAGUUUAGUUUCGAUACUGGCGUUUGCGCUGCCUUACUGGGUCUAUUACGAGGAGGAUCUGACCCUGUCUGACGGAACCGGAAGUCACCAGGUUCAGUGGACAUAUUACUAUGGUUUCUGGAAGUUCUGUAAUAAAGUGUCGUCUGAUGUUUCGAACUCGGACAGAUGCGGAAGUGUUGAUUCACAUUCAGAUGUUGAGCAGACGACAGCUGUCCUUCUGCUGCUUGCCAUAUUGUUGUUUGUUAGCGGUGUUGUAAACGCUUGCUUGUUCCUUACAAUACUCAAGAAAGAGAAAUUAUGUCUCUAUAUAGCCUGGAUUUCUGGUAUUGUAGCAGGUGUCUUCGCACUAACAAGCAUAAUCAUUUUCGCAGGAAAGGACCACUCUGUAACCGUCACAAGUGAUAUCACACUGAACUUUUCUACUUCCAAAUUACAUGCUUCUUUCUGGUUAGUGGUCAUCGGCUGUAUAAUGGUCGCCAUAGCAACGGUUUUUAUAACACUGGCCAUUAUAAAUGUUCACAGAACUGAAGAAAAAUCAUCGGAUGAUAAAAAAUCUAUGAUUUCAUAUGAUUCAGUGAACAAAUCGUCCAAUAAACUGAUUGAAGACGAUGACGAUAUUACAGAAGAGCAUAACUACAAGGAGCCAAAGAUACCGGAAGCAUUUCCGUACACAGACUCGCCCUACUCUACAUCAUCAGAGUCGUUGAGUGAUUUAGACGAAUUGUAUGAUUCAGAUGACAGUGACAUUGGUCCUAAAUUUGCUAAACUGAAAACAAAAGUCACUCCGAAGCCGUCAGAUGUGAAACGCGUGGAGAAUGAGACAAGUGAACUACGAAGAUGCAGAUCUGGAGAGCUUCUAACCAUGGCCCGAUUAGACGGUAGCUUAACACCUAAGAUAGCAAGUUCGAGCCUUCACAGGAGCCGUAGUGCCUCGGCUUUAACACCAGUAGAACGGGCUGAUGAUCUUCCUGAUUAUGCUACGAUUGACAGUAAUCCGCUGUAUCAAGACAGCAAAACACACAUAGAAGCAGGCAAGGCGCCAGUGGCGACAAACCUUAUAGUCACCAUGCCUCCACCGGCUUCCGGAAGCGGCGACACUCUCGUUUUGCGACGAGCCAAAACAGACAUGCCACUUACACAGAAGAUGAUGAAUACCAUCGGUCUAAAACGAAAAGAGCCUCAUGACAGUUCGGUCAGAGAACCAGCUGAAAUCGAUCCAGAGAAAACCUCGCUAUCUUUGCCAUUAAAAGUAAAGUCUUUUCCAAAGAAACCACACAAGUCGAAGUCAAAACACAAAAAGCCAUCUGAAGAAGGACUGAGGCGGAUGCGAGAACUUACAGAUGUAUACGCCACCCCACCACCGUUAAGAACUUACUUUCCAGGACAACAGUCACAUAAACCUGCUCCCUGGAGCAAAGCUCGUGAAAAAUUUGUCCUAAGACCAAAAACAUCAAAAACGAUGAAAUGGUCUUUACAUGCUCAUGGAGUAGAGUCUAUACCUAAAUUUCCAAAACAUCUAAAGUCACCAAAGAAACGGCAAACUGCACCUGUCUCUAAAGAGGAUGCUGAACCAACAGACGUGAAUAGUUCCAUGGCAUAGCUGUGCUAGUUUCAAAUAUAAUUAAAAAGAUACAAGUAGUAUUAAACUACGAAAGGCUACCGCGCCUUGCUAACUGCCAAAUGCUAAAUACUGUGAAAUCAUUAAUAUUCGUGGGGCGACUCAUUUUUGUAGAUUUCAUGGUUGAGUCAAUCCACGAAAUUUAAUCCCAACGAACAAGUAAAAUUCCUAUUCAUUUUGUGUUCAAAAGUUGAAAUCCACAAAUUCAUAUCCCCACGAAAUGACCGUUUUGACCUUAACCACAAAAUUUCAUGCCCAGUAAAUAAACGGUGCAAAAUGCUAUUUGUCAAAUAUUGACUGUCAGAAGGCAAUUGUGAAAUGAUAAAUGCUAAUAAUUAAUUGCGGCUGAAUGGGGGAAAAUGCCAAAAUGUUGUGUAUCAUUUAAAAGUCGUUUGCCUUUGUUGCGUAACUUAGUCUUUGUUAAUUUUUUUUUUCUAAACAGUUAAGAGUAAACUGUUUCGGUUCUAUAUUCACUUCACCGCUAGAGCAUGUUAUUGCUUUAGUUCAGACUAGCAGAACGUAGCAUGUUUUAAAAUAAUUAAAAGGUACAUUCAUUAAUUUAAGAAAUACACAUCGUUAACAUUAUUAUUAGCAUUUUAUCAUUAUUUGACAUUUAGCAAUUAGCAUUUAGUAUAUGGCAUAUAUUAACAUAUCAUUCAUUAAUUGACAACUUGCAUUGAGUAACUGGCAUUUAACUUUAAGUAUUUGUUGUUUAGCAGUUUAGCAUUUAGCAUGGCACACCGGCAUGGCGCACUGGCCUUCCAUAUCAAACAGUGUAUGUAUGACUGUGUAACAGUAUGAAGCACUAUGGAAAUCUUUGUUAUUGCAAGUCCUGAUUCAGUGUGGUGCCAGCCUUGGCUAAGUUUAAUUAAUUAGAGGUGUUUGCUUUUUCUUCCUUAUUCAGCUCAAAGUGCUAUAAUAUUGAAACAUAACAUCUUGUUUACGAGUUAACUGCUGUACAUUACAACAAAACUGCA
Molecule: messenger RNA, 6014 nt
Organism: Mercenaria mercenaria
Lineage: Eukaryota; Metazoa; Mollusca; Bivalvia; Venerida; Veneridae
Exons: 6
Coding region: 3358-5019 (553 amino acids)
Source: RefSeq, a predicted model, not a curated record